GUGCAGUCUGGUCCCCGCAACGCACGGGCCAACAAGGUGUAUUUCGCGGCGCCCACGCCAGACCCAAAAAGUAUAUAGGAAUGUGAUAAUGAAAAAACACGAAUGUUACGGUGUUGCGAUUUCUACUGGACCAACAAACUCGAAGGUAUGGAGGGCACGGAAUCUCUCAAAAUACAUACUGGUAACAAGAAUUCGCUUACCAGGGAGAAGCGGGAUAAUUUUGAGGGCGGUCACCUAAAGCGGAAAGAGACCCUCACGGAGGAUAAUAAAGUUAUAGAAAUGAGUGAUAAUAAACCCCAAAACAAUAAGUUUAGUGAGUUGCAGCACUUGAGUGAAAAACCCGACGAUGGCAGCGAGAAAAAUGACGGCACAAAAGAGGAGUUGAAAAAUGACGAGUGCUGUAGUGUGAGUGAGACUUUAGAUGUGCCGACGCUUGAUCUGUCAACGAAAAGUGGCGGCGAAUCGAUCGAAAACGACGACGUGUCCUUCAGUGAGGAUAACAGUGUAGAUAAUAAUACGUUUAAUAUAAUUAAUACCGAAAAUUCCGAGAGUCAAGAAGUCAGUGAAUUAACGAACGACGAUUCAUCUCCGGUGCCGACUGACGACAAAGAAAACGGAGAUGAAGGCGACUUCAGAGAAAACGGGGAGUCGGACGUUCCAACGCAUACUGAGGAAGAUUCCGACGAAGAGCUUUCUUGUCUCGAAGAGGAAGAGGAGGAGGACGAGGACGACGAAUGCGAGAUGACCGAGGCGAGCGCAGACAGCGUAGGUGAUGACUCUGCCUCGGCCAGCGAAGAUGGGGAAGAGAGUGACGACGAGCGCGACUUCGACAACGACUCCCUGGAAGACGGGAAGAGCAACGCGCCCUCGCUCGCCGAACCGCCGGCGGACCACAAGCCCCCGCCGCCCUCCCCGAAGGCCGUGGCGAAGGGCGCGAGUCAGCAGAAGCCCAUGUCGCCGAAGUUCAGACACCGAGUGAGGUCCUUCGGCAAGAAGGACAAGAACGAGUUCAAGAUUGAGAUUUUCGAGUCGAAGCGAAAACCUCCCGAGAACCUUUGCGUCAAGAUCCACGGCGAGUCGCAAAGCAAGGCUCCGGUGGAAGUGAAAAUUAACGAGCCUCCAAUAAAGUCGAUCAAUGAGGGAAACUCUCCGUGGAAACAGGCGGGAAAGCCAGACUGCUCGAGAACUCCCGAGGACCCGAGCCCGCGUUCGGACAUCGCGUCGACUCCGGACUCGGCGGGGAAUUCUCAGAGUGUGUUGUUGGACGUAAGCCAAGCCAUCCGAGAGGAGAGCGAGGAAUCGGACCGCCUCUCGCCGAUGAAGAGUCCACAGGAUGAGACGAAGGAAGGACCCGCUCAAAUUGGCGCAGACACGGAGAGGAAGCUGACCAGCGACGCCCCGGCCGAAGCCAAGCCGCAGGUCCCCGAGCAGCCUGGCUCCACCCCCACCACCAACAACUCGUCCACCUCUCCACCUUUCUCCAAGUCCAACUCGCACUCCACCUCCUCCACCAGCGCCACAACGCCGUCCCAAGAUGGCGGUGGAAGCGAGGAGGUGAACAGCGCGGACGCCAAGAAGCAGUCUCCCAUGGCCUUCACCAUCGAACUGGGGCCCGGAGGAACGUCGACGAAUAGCGACGCGUCAGCCAAGAAGCUCGACAUCACCGCCUCCAUCAGCAAGUGGGCGCCCAAGCACAGGAGGAACCUCAGCCUCACGAAGGUCGAGGAGCACAAGGUUGUGGAGAAUUUCUUUGACGAGAAUGGAAACUCUCGGCCCAAGCGUCGAAGUACCAUCAGUAGGCUGGAUAAGGUUGAGGAACGCGUGGGCAAGCCCCCAGUCGGACGGCCCAGGAGCGGCACAGUCGGAGCCACUGGCCUCCUGCAGGGGCGGCGCGUCGGAGGAUACCACUCGGAGGGCUACUUCUCGUCCGACCAGGACGACGAGGGACCCAGGAGGACAGAGCUCAAAUCCCCUCGGUCACCUCGCACACCAGAGUUGCAGUCGCCACAAACGCCCCAGCGUAUUGUCAGAUCUACGUCACAAGACUCGGCCAAAGGAGCAAGUCUUAGGAUGCGUACCCCAAGCCCUGAUAACUCUAGUAGGGCCUCCCACGCCAUGACCCUCAACGAGUCUGCCUCCUACUUGAUUGAGAAGAUGAUGAGCUGCACCCCAGAGACACAGAGGAAACAAGUUGGCAAAACAGAAGGGCGGUCUUGUUGCAAGACAGACAAGAAACCCACCGUUGCUGAAUUUACAGGUCGUUCAAAAAGUGAAAAAGGUUGCAAGAAUUCCAAAAUGACACCAGAGGCUAGGAAGCAGAGCAACAGUGCCAAUAGCUUAAGUAGUUGUCAGACAUUUGAAGUAAAAGAAGAAACAGAGGUUAAGGAAGAAAAAGAUGAUGUAAGUGAGGCAGGUACAUACACUAUUGAAAAGGACUCUCCAUCCCCGGAAGUAGAACAGGCAAGAAAUGACAUUGACAGAGUCUUUGGUGUGUCAGGGCCAGAGAGUGAAGCUGAUGCCACACCAGCUACACCCCGAGGAAACAUUGUCUCAGAGGAAUCCUGGACCACUAGCUCCGAUGCUGAGAAAUUCAAGGUUAUUUGUUUUCAUUUAGUCCAAGCAGCAUCAGCCGCAGCAGUCCCAACUGGAUUCCAGCAGUGGGCAGCACAGGUCGCAGAACAUACCAAAUCCCCUGACAACUCUGUCAAGAACUCCUCAGGAUCUCCUCGUGGCCACAAACCCCCCCUGGCUUCUCUCUCAUCCUCCCAGGAGAGCAGCGACUCGCGGCCCAGACGGAAACUUCCCACGUUGCCCACGCACCACACCCCCUUCGCUGUGACCUCUCCUAGGGCAUCCGAUAUGUCAGAUCAUGAGAGUCCCACCAAAGGCCGGCUGCAGCACGACCUUUAUGAAUCUUCAACUCAACCUGCAAGUGACUACAGCCGGGACACUGAGUCUUUCCUACGAGACACUCAGCAACUUGUAACCUCUCUGCAGGCUCGAGUGGAAAGGAAGAAGGGCAGCUCUGCAGCUCUGAGAGGCUCCUCCUUUGAAUCCCAUGACUCAGGAGGCGACUCAGACUUGGACACCAGUACAUCCUACCCCAUCAAUGAUGAUGAUGAUAGACUCAUGAAAACCAUUGACUCUCAGCUCAAGACAAAGCUUAAGCUGGCAGGCAUCGACGGCAUGUCGAAAACUCCUCCGCUGGGCACAAGUCCCAGAAAGGCUGAUCCGCUGGGGCUUGAAGCAAGACUGAAGCUCACCAGUCACUUCAAGAGAGAAAGAUCCAUUGUAUCAGACAGCGGGUAUGAUGUUUAUGCUGAUAGACGGGAAGAAAACAGCUUGCAGUCUGAUAGCAGUAGUGAAGCUAGUGAGCCAGUUAAAGAUAGUCGCAAGACCAAUGAUAAUAAUCCACCCCUCAAGUUUAAUAGAGCUUUUAGCUUAAGAAGAGCUCGUCUUGCAUGUGACGAUUCUUCGCAACAACACCACACACCUUCGCCAGUGGAAAAGAAAAAGCCUGUCAGACCUACUAGUGCAGGCAACCCUGGCGGCAGUCGCAGAAUUCCCCUAAGUACGAGUAAAAGUCUCCAGGGGUCUGAUAUUAAUACUAGAGGUAGUGCAUCUCAGGCCAGCACACCAAAGAACAACUCGGCUGACUUUAACAGAGGAGACGGGGGCAGAUUUAGUUUACGGCUCCCUCGGUCUGGCUCAACAUCUGCUGUAUCAAAAUCACCAUCUCGGUCAUCAGUCAAGAAGGACAUGACAAGCAACAUCCGCAAAGGUGCUCCCAGAUCCAAUUCCACCCUGUCUGCUAAAGAGCAGGACUUCCAAAACUGGAAACGAAGGAAGAAUUACGAUCCCAUGAAGGCUGCAGCAGAAGGGAGGAAGAAGGUGGGGGAGAAGAAGAAUGAUAAGCAGGCCCAAAGCAAUGCUAUGAGCGCAUCAGAUAGAAGAUCGCCAAGCCCGCCAACUUCUCUCCUACGGUCCGCCUCUUUCCAUGGCACAGAAGGCAUGGGGGUGGCUGGACGCUGGCCACGCAGGCCAAAUCACCUGUAUAAUAGUGAAGAUGAUGGCCCUUACUCUCUGGAACAGGAGCAACAGCAGAGACCAGUUCCUCAUUGCUCUCCACUGCGAAGGUCACCAACCUCUCCACAUCAGCUAUCUUCCCCACACACCACAUCUCCAGCACGUCAAGCCACACUGGCAGCUGCACGCGCUCGGAGAUCUUCAUAUGCUCAUUCAGAUGAGGGUGAGGGACAAGGUGGAUCUCCUACAAGAAAGACUUCACUGGAUGAAUCAGGAAGUGAGGGUAAGCGUUCUCCCAUGGGAAGUACACGAGGAACUGUAUCAGGGCGAUCUAAAGCAAAAAUGGAAGCACUGGAUAACCUUGUCAUAUCCACUAUUCAUUCCCUCUCUGUUAAAGUCCGCACCACUUCUGAAACUCUACUACAGAAACUCAAGUCACAGUAUGAUGAGGAAGGAGAUCGUGCAGCGUUAUUGGAGGAAGUUUUAGCACAUCUAAGUGAGAGUGACCAAACACUGUCAUCAGGGCAGACCAGAUCGACGUCCCGUGAACUGGCUGGUAUUCUGCGCAACCUCAAGAAGAUUGAGCAUGCUCUUGAAGUAAUUGAUCGGGUAAUGGUGUGUGUUGAUGAUGACGACCUAGAUGAAGAUGACCUUGAUGUCGCAGCUGGCCAUGAGUGGGGGGAGAGUGACUACUAGAGCCAGAUUGGGAGUCAUCCUUUUGCAGUGCUCAUCAGGGACAUGUUAAAAGAAAAAAGGAAAAAACUUGGCAGUUACAACAAAUCUGAAUGCAGUUAAUGAUGGCGAAUGUAAGAUAAAAGCAAAGGAAAUAUGAUAUUUUGAAUGUUAUCCGUCUUUUUCUUCCUUUUUUUUUAAUCUGGAAAUUAAGUAAUAUUGUUGAAAGCCCACAUUUUUAUUUUGAAAACUUGUAAAAUUAUAAUGGAAAUUGGUACGAAAUAGCAAUAUAACAGAGAUUAGAAGGUAGCUUAGUGUGAAGUGUAUUUAGGUGCUUCAGUGUAAUGUGAAUUAGAUGAUAUUAUGACAAGCAGAAAUUUUAUUUCUAGCAAAUUGAAAAGAAAUGUGCAAUGUACUGAAAAUUAUGAAGAACUGCAAGAAAAGAAUAAUAAUACACCAAAUAAAAACUGACAACACCUUCAGCUGACAAGGAAGUGCCUAAUAAUAAUUUCUAUACUGUGAAGAUGAAGUGAGAAAAUAUAUGACUGAAGACUGUACAUUCCAUUAUUGUAUUAUGUAAAAUAAAAAUGAAUUUUAUGACAUAUUCAUAGGUGCCACUUUGCUAACUCUAACCAUUCUAUAAUAUAGAUAUAAAAAUGUAAAGUUUGCAUCAUCUCAUGCAGUAGAAGAAAAUGCAAUUAAUGCAAAAUAAUACUCACACAUAUUAACAACUAUAAUUUUUUCAGUGAACUGAACUUAACACAGUUCACAAAAAAAUGUUGCAAUGUGACUGAAGGCUGAUGAGACUGUUUAAUGUGUCUCACCUUUAGGUAUACUCUGCUAUGCUUGGCAAUGCAGUCACAAAAACAAACAGAUGCAGUUCUUUUCUACUGUGCAUUUCUGCUUUUGAUUUUAGUCAAAAUAAUUUAUUUUAAUAGAAAUCAUGCAUUAUACUUGCAAACUCAUAUCUGGUGUAGUAUAUUUUCCUCUCUUUUUAAAGAUUUUUUCUCUGCACACAUUCAAGAAAAUUAAACAUUGAUGAUUUUUUGUAAAAAGGCAUGUAGAUUUGGAGAAAACCAAAGCUUUUCUCAAGUUAAUGAUGUUUUAUUCAGUGUACUAACUGAAGUUUUGCUGAUGAUACAAAAUCAUGAAAUAGAUACAAGGAACACUGAUGUUUUCUAAGCAAGCAUGCUGGAAAUCACUAAGUUUGGUAUACUUUGGGAAUCUACUAUGCAUAGUUCCUUUGUAAAACACCAUCCCAUCCACAGAGUGAGUCUCAAAGAUAUUUCUGGAUGAUGCAAAAAGGUUGCAGUGAAUUUUAAGCUUCUGUAUCCUAUGAAUUAAGAUAAUAACCCAUAUCCACUGUUUAAAAGGCAUUUCAUUAUUGUGCAUUUACAUUAAAGAAUUCCCAUCACCAACAGCCAUGGAGAUCACAAACUGCUUAAUGCAACAGCUAGUCCUGAUGUGCCCUUCUGUCUCCUUAACUGCUUCCUGCUUUGAUGGUCUCUAAUUUGUAUUUUUUUACUUUGUAAUUGUACAUUUGUAAGUGUGAGUGUACAGGUGAACACACAACGAAGGUAUCUUUACCUAAUGUGUAUGCUACUGUGUGGUUUUGCUCACACUUUGGCAGCCAUUGUGAGCAUUCUGUGGUCGAGUUGCAUUCAUCCUGCAAUAUUUUCCUAUACUAGAUGUGCAAACAAUUUACAAAAAUGAGAAAUGGCAAGGCAUAGCAGCAUCACAUUUUUAUCUGUUUUUGUAAUACUUCAUCAGAUGUUUGCUAUGUUCAAAUUUUUUGUGAAUUCUAGAGUAGAGGCUAACUGCAGAUUUAAACUACUCUCUGUGAACUUUAUGAAUUGUGUGAUAUGGCAAAAAGGGUGAUGUUCUCUUAUAAGUGAUAUUGUAUAUAACACAGAAUAAAUGUACUUUAUACAUUAAAAAUGUUAGCAAUAUUGAGUAAAGCUUGACUGAAA
Messenger RNA from Penaeus monodon (black tiger shrimp), 6668 nucleotides. RefSeq names its product mucin-19-like. Bases 103 to 4722 code for a protein of 1539 amino acids. The transcript has 19 exons. Lineage: Eukaryota; Metazoa; Arthropoda; Malacostraca; Decapoda; Penaeidae. The record is from RefSeq and is a predicted model, not a curated record.